This is a messenger RNA of Dovyalis caffra, 1893 nucleotides long. The record is from the annotation of a GenBank genome assembly. Lineage: Eukaryota; Viridiplantae; Streptophyta; Magnoliopsida; Malpighiales; Salicaceae.
AUGUCUCCUGCAUCAAAAUCCAAGACCAAGUCCAAGGAUAAGGCCUCCGCAAAGGCUGCUAAAGAACUACAGAAGACAUCUAUUAAGCCUUCUGGAUCAACCAAUGCUGUAAGUGGGAAUCCAGCAAAUGCUUAUAAUCCAAUCUCUGGGACCUUUCAUGCACUAGAAAUACCAGCAGCUGCUGCUUUCCCACCCUUCCAUGACAAUGGUCGUUUCAGAAAUAUAGAUGACACAGAUGAGCAUUCUAGUAGCCCACAUGGAACACUGUCUGAGUAUGAUUCAGUUUCCAACAAUGGGAGCUGCUCUGGUGAGUCUGAAGACAUAAAAGAGAAAGCCAAUUCUACUCGGCAGGAAACAGUAUCUGUUUUAGACAGUGACAGACGUGAGAAGAUCCGUCUGAAGAAUGAGAAAAAGCACCAGCGUCAGAGAGAGAGGAGGGCGCAAGAGUUGCAUGAGCGUUGCAGUGGGUAUCUAAUGUCAAGAAAACUAGAAAGGCUUUCAGAACAGCUUCUGGCAAUGGGUUUUUCUCAUGAGCGGGCAACCUUGGCCCUUAUGUUGAAUGAGGGCAGGGUAGAAGAAUCAAUAAACUGGCUUUUUGAAGGAAGUGAAGAGGAAGCUCAAAAAAAGGACUCUAAGCUUGGAAGUGGUGGUAACCUAAAAAUUGAUAUAAACGAGGAGCUCGCUCAAAUCUCAGCAAUGGAGAAGAGAUACAAAUGCUCAAAGCAGGAGGUUGAAAGAGCUGUGGUUGCUUGUGAAGGGGAUCUAGUGAAGGCAGAAGAGACGUUGCAUGCACAAAAGCAGGACCCACCUGCUACUCCACCAGAACCUGAAGAUACUGCUGAUACCAAUAACCUGAGGGGCCCUGAAAAGCCUGUACCUUUACCUGCAACUUCAGUUACGGCACAACAGAGAACGAACGAACGCUGUUUCAACUACAAAACAGCAGUUCCAGUGCCUACAUAUUCAGAACCUGGGAGUAGAAACUUGCAAUCUCUGAAUCAACCCAAGUCACUAGCAGACAAGAGGUGGGGCACAACAGGAUCAAGCCCUGCCUUUUCAUCGCCUAUGGUACCGUCCAUGCAAGUAGCAACUCCAUCAACAAAAUUUGAUGUCCGGCUUGGUUUCACUGGAAAUGAGGGAAAAAAUGUGCAGCAGAUUGUGAGGGAACCAGUAAUAAUGAUGCAGCGCCCUCAAUCUAUAAAUGCCAAACAAAAUACAGUCCCUAGUGCAAGUACCAGACCUUCAGCAACAGCUGGAUGGUAUUCAAAUAAUGUUCCAGGUGUUGAAAAUAUGCGGUCAAAUCUUAAUUUACUUCCAAAUCACAGCACUGGAAGCCUUGGUCUUGUAAAUCAUGGCUCAGAGCAAUUUUACCAUCCUGUGCCAUACAAAGAAAACCAAUUCCUGUUUAGUGGCCCAGUAGAUUCUGCAUCAAAUAGACAUGGAGGUGCAAGAUACCCUUCACUUUCGGUUGUAUCUCAGUCACAAGGUUCGUAUGGUAAAACGACAGCGUCUUUGCCUUCACUAGCACCACCAUCCUCCCUUGGUUUAUUCACUGGUUGGGGCCCAACAGGAACUUUAGGUUCUUCACAUGUUGACUGGAAUACAGGAGGCCUGAUGCCAGAAUUUGAUUACAACAGUAUCGAUUGGACUUUGGAUUCGAACCUGUUAUCCUCCAGGUCAAAUGGGUUGUGGCUGGGUCUCUCCUCAUUACUUAGGAACACAUCUGGCACAAGGACAAGCAGUACAAAUAGUUCCUUCCUAUCAGGAUUACGGGAUGGUGGAGUUGCAAAAGAAACACCAUCCUCGGCUGGUUCGCGCGAGUGGACCUCUCCUUUUGCAGGAAAGGACAUCUUUAGUUUGCCUAGGCAGUUUGUAACUUCUCCAUCUCCUUAG